AUGAGACUGGAUGUUAAGAGACAGCUCUUUGCUCGCUCGGAGCGAGUAAAGGGCAUUGACUUCCAUCCGACGGAGCCAUGGAUCCUGACAACCUUAUACAGCGGUCACGUAUACAUCUGGUCUUACGAGACUCAGUCAAUUAUUAAAACCUUCGAACUUACCGAUGUCCCUGUACGAGCUGGUCGGUUUAUUGCACGCAAAAACUGGAUUGUUUGUGGAUCAGACGACUUCCAACUCCGCGUAUACAACUACAACACUUCCGAGAAGAUUGCCUCAUUUGAGGCUCACCCAGACUAUAUUCGUUCGAUUGCUGUUCAUCCCACCCAGCCUUUCGUUCUUACCGCCUCCGAUGAUAUGACAAUCAAGCUCUGGGAUUGGGAGAAAGGUUGGAAGUGUGUCCAAGUGUACGAAGGUCACGCCCAUUAUGUGAUGGGACUGUCUAUUAACCCUAAGGACACAAACACAUUCGCAUCUGCAUGCUUGGAUCGGACGGUCAAGAUCUGGAGUCUUGGCUCUCCGCAUGCCAAUUUCACAUUGGAGGCCCACGAGACGAAGGGUGUUAAUUAUGUCGACUACUAUCCGCAAGCCGAUAAGCCGUAUCUUCUUACCACCUCAGAUGAUAAGACGGUUAAGAUCUGGGAUUACACCACAAAGGCGCUCAUUGCGACAUUAGAAGGACACACAAGUAAUGUUUCCUUCGCCUGCUAUCACCCGGAAUUACCAGUGAUUCUUUCGGGAUCUGAAGAUGGAACCAUCAAGAUCUGGCACGCAAACACAUACCGACUGGAGCAAUCAUUAAGCUAUGGGCUUGAAAGAGCGUGGUGUGUUGCAUACCAGCGUGGUAGACAGGGUAUCGCAAUGGGUUUUGAUGAUGGUGCAGUGGUUGUUAAAAUGGGUCGCGAGGAACCCGCUGUCUCUAUGGACGGAUCAGGAAAGAUUGUCUGGGCAAGACACAAUGAAGUGGUUUCAACAGUCAUCAAGGGUGGCGAUGCUACUGUCAAGGAUGGUGAACCAAUCUCCUUACCGACAAAGGAGCUGGGCUCAUGUGAGGUCUACCCACAGACGCUAUCACACUCGCCCAAUGGCCGUUUCGUUUCAGUAUGCGGUGAUGGAGAGUAUAUCAUCUACACUGCCCUUGCCUGGAGAAAUAAGGCAUUCGGACAAGCUCUCGAUUUCGCCUGGGGCUCGAAGGAUAACAGCAAUGACUAUGCUAUUCGCGAGUCAGCAACUAGUGUGAAGAUCUUUAGGAACUUCAAGGAAGUCAGCGGCGGCCUAGAUGUCGGCUUUCAAGCCGAAGGUCUCACUGAUGGUGUGCUUCUUGGUGUCAGAGGACAGGGAGGCAUUGGUAUGUUCGACUGGGAAACCGGCAAUCUAGUCCGUCGCAUUGAAGUCGACCCGAAGGCCGUUUAUUGGUCCGAGUCUGGCGAGUUGGUAACCCUUGCCUGCGAGGACUCAUUCUACGUGCUCCGAUUCUCGAGGGAGAACUACAUCAACGGCCUCAACGAGGGAGAAGCCGACGAGGAUGGUGUUGAGUCGGCUUUCGAAGUCGUCACUGAUGUCAAUGAGACUGUCAGGACAGGUCAAUGGGUUGGCGACUGCUUUAUCUACACCAACUCGACAAACCGCUUGAACUACCUUGUUGGUGAUCAGACCUACACAAUCUCUCACUUUGACCAGGGAAUGUAUGUCCUCGGCUACUUGCCUCGCGAUGGCAGGGUAUAUCUGGCCGAUAAGGAUGUCAACGUUGUUUCUUUUGGUCUAUCACUUAGCAUGGUCGAAUACCAGACUGUGGUUCUUCGUGGAGAUAUGGAUAUGGCAGCAGAGCUGCUGAAGGACAUCCCGCAGGACCAGAUCAACAAGGUUGCGCGGUUCCUCGAGGGUCAGGGCUACAAGGACAUGGCUCUUGAAGUUGCCACUGACCCCGAACAUCGUUUCGACCUUGCCCUUUCUCUCAACAAUCUUGACAUUGCCCUCGAAAUUGCUCGUGAAGCUAACGUCGAACAUAAAUGGAAGACUGUUGGUGAUGCUGCCCUGGCAGGAUGGAAUCUGGAUCUGGCCCAGGAAUGCUUCACCAAUGCGAAGGAUGUUGGCUCCCUCCUGCUUUUGCACACCGCCAGUGGCAACAAGGAGGGUCUCCGUAACCUCGCAGAACAAGCGUCCGAAGCCGGUCUGCACAAUGUUGCUUUCUCUACCUUGUGGUCUCUCGGUGAUAUCGAUGCCUGCACAGACCUUCUCGUGCGGACCAACCGUCUCGCGGAAGCCGUCCUUUUCACACAGACCUACAAGCCAUCCCGGGCACCCGAGCUCGUCGCUCAGUGGAAGCAGUCGCUCGAGCAAUCUGGAAAGACAAAGAUCGCUCGCCUGAUCGGUGUACCUCCCGGUGCUCCCGACGCUACCGCUGAUGACGACCUCUUCCCUGAAUGGGAUGAGUACCUCCGCCUGGAGAAAGAAGGCGUUGUCCCUGAGCCUCCUUCUUCAGAGUCCCUUAUCGACGUUAACGAUGACGAACAAGCCGAGUCAGCAGCUAACGGGGCUCCCGAAGUAGAAGCCGAAGCAUGA
This is a messenger RNA of Aspergillus bombycis, 2559 nucleotides long. Its product is annotated as coatomer subunit beta'. Lineage: Eukaryota; Fungi; Ascomycota; Eurotiomycetes; Eurotiales; Aspergillaceae. Gene Ontology annotation, cellular component: COPI vesicle coat. The transcript has 6 exons. Gene Ontology annotation, molecular function: structural molecule activity; protein binding. Gene Ontology annotation, biological process: endoplasmic reticulum to Golgi vesicle-mediated transport; retrograde vesicle-mediated transport, Golgi to endoplasmic reticulum; intra-Golgi vesicle-mediated transport. The coding region runs from base 1 to 2559 and encodes 852 amino acids. The record is from RefSeq and is a predicted model, not a curated record.